Messenger RNA from Pelobates fuscus (common spadefoot toad), 2119 nucleotides. RefSeq names its product cytochrome P450 2C31-like. Gene Ontology annotation, biological process: xenobiotic metabolic process. The transcript has 10 exons. The record is from RefSeq and is a predicted model, not a curated record. Gene Ontology annotation, molecular function: oxidoreductase activity, acting on paired donors, with incorporation or reduction of molecular oxygen, reduced flavin or flavoprotein as one donor, and incorporation of one atom of oxygen; heme binding; iron ion binding. Bases 36 to 1571 code for a protein of 511 amino acids. Lineage: Eukaryota; Metazoa; Chordata; Amphibia; Anura; Pelobatidae. Gene Ontology annotation, cellular component: cytoplasm; intracellular membrane-bounded organelle.
UAUUUCCUCAUAACAUUCAAUGGGUAAUUAAUGCCAUGAGAGAAAUCAGGCGCCUGAUCUACGAUUUUGAUUAUCCUGCAGACAUGCCUGCCAUUGAUCCAGUAUCCGUCCUUCUAUUAGUUGCAGUGGUCCUAUUUCUGCUUAAAUUUUAUUAUGGUCGACAAGGAAAUGGUGACAAGAAUUUUCCUCCUGGACCGAAGCCUUUGCCAUUAAUUGGAAAUAUACACCAUCUGAUUUUGAAGAAACAGAAACCACAUAAAACCUUUCAGGAGAUGGCUGAGAAGUAUGGCUCAAUAUUCACCAUCCAUUUGGGAUUUGAGAAGAUAGUUAUACUGUGUGGCUAUGAGACAGUGAAGGAUGCUCUCAUAAACCAUGCAGAUGAGUUUUCAGAGAGACCUUACUUACCACUGAUGGAAGCUCUAGCUAAAGGAAAUGGUCUGAUUUUUUCUCAUGGUGAAAAUGCAAAAGUGAUGAGAAGAUUUACUCUUUCAACAUUACGAGAUUUCGGAAUGGGAAAGAAAUCAAUAGAAGGCAAGAUAAUUGAAGAAUGUGAUUUAUUAGUGGAAGAAUUUCGAUCCAACAAAGGAAAGCCAUUUGACAACUCAGAAUUGAUGACUGCCGCAGUAGCCAAUAUUAUAGUGGUUUUACUGCUUGGUCAACGCUUUGAAUUCAACAGUCCCAUUUUACUGAAACUCAUGAUGUUGUUUCAAGAAUGUUUAAAGAUUAUGUCUGGUCCUAUGGCUCUGCUUUACAGUGCUUAUCCCUCUGUGAUGCGCUGGAUACCUGGAAGUCACAAAACUAUUUUUAAUUAUGCAGAAAAAACAAGAGAUUUUUUUAGAGAAUCAUUCAUAAAAUACAAUGAGGAACUGGACAUGAAUGACCAAAGGAAUCUAAUUGAUGCAUUUCUUGUCAAGCAGAAGGAGGAAAAAUCCAGCGCUCAAAAGUUUUUCCACAACGACAAUUUAUUAAGUCUCGUGAACACUUUGUUUGGAGCAGGAAUGGAAACUACAUCUACAACUCUUCGAUGGGGCCUUUUGCUAAUGAUGAAAUAUCCAGAGAUUCAAAAAAAAGUCCAAGAUGAAAUAGACAGAGUGAUAGGAUCUUCGCAGCCUCAGACCGAACACAGAAAGGAAAUGCCAUAUACUGAUGCUGUCAUCCAUGAAAUCCAAAGAUUUGGCGACAUCUCACCGACUGGUAUUCCCCAUGCAACUACUCAAGAUAUUACGUUUAGAGGGUAUUUUCUUCCCAAGGGGACCCACAUCAUCACACUCCUGACUUCAGUGUUGCAUGAUAAGGAUUAUUUUGAGAAGCCAUACGACUUUUAUCCCCAGCAUUUUCUAGAUUCUGAAGGAAAUUUUGUGAAAAAUGAUGCAUUCCUACCUUUUUCAGCUGGUCGAAGAAGUUGUGCUGGAGAGACUUUAGCGAGAAUGGAGUUGUUCCUUUUCUUCACAAGACUUCUGCAGAAAUUCACAUUCCAACCACCUCAUGGAGUAGAAGUUGACCUCACACCUAGCAGUGCGGUCACCACAAGCCCGUUACCCUAUGAAAUGUGUGCUAUCCCUCGAAAUUAGAGCAAGUUUUAGAAAACAAAAAAACUAUAUUUUUUAAAUAUGCAAGCAGGUUCCCUAAGGAACACAUCAUUUUCUUUCUGUAUAUGAAACAUUUUUGUAACAUUAAAACCCCAAGGAAAACUUGUAAGUGAUAACGUUUCUGUUGAUUUGUGAUAAUAGCUACAUUUAAAAUGCUGUCUUGAUAUUGGUGUACAAGCAUUUGCAACAGAAUGUGAUGGCCACGGACCAAGACUGACAGGGGAGAUCAAAGGCUCUGCCUGCUGGCCCAUGCAUUGCAAUGCCAGCCAACAAUGGCUCUCUGUUAGUGAGGAGAUCAAAGACUGACCCAGCAAACCUUAAUGCUGGCAGGGGACCCACGUAGUCUCUGCGCUCUGGUCUACAUCUCCAGUGGGUGCAGACCAUGUGUAUCUCUUUAUGAGUUCUGGCAUUUAACCCACAGCAACCCUCUGAAUGCUUUAGAAAUACUCAUGGACCAGAUACACAGCACACUGCACUACCAGUCACAUCAGUAACAACAGGGAAUAGAAAAUCAUUAUUUUCUAAUAAUU